GCAACUAUCGCCGGGCCCCAGCUGGACGCCCUCCGCUCCCUCUGCUGCAAAACACCGCCAGAGAGGUGUCAUGGGUUUUAAGAAGUUCUCCCCCUUCCUGGCUCUCAGCAUCUUGGUCCUGUACCAGGCUGGCAGUCUCCAUGCAGUACCAUUAAGAUCAGCCUUGGAGAGCAGCCCAGACCCCACCACCCUGAGUGAGGAGGAAGUGCGCCUCCUGCUGUCUGCACUAGUGCAGGACUAUGUGCAGAUGAAGGCCAAGGAGCUGACACAGGAGCAGAAACAAGAGGCAGAGAACUCCAGCCCGGACAGCCCCAGAACUAAGCGGUGUGGGAAUCUGAGUACCUGCACGCUGAGCACGUACACACAGGACCUCCACAAGUUGCACACAUUCCCCCAAACUUCAAUUGGGGUUGGAGCACCUGGCAAGAAAAGGAAUGUGGCCAACGACUUGGAGACAGACCACCACCCUCAUGUUGACAUGCCCCAGGAUACCAACUAAGCUACCCCUCUUCUUUCUGGUUUCCUUUCUUGCUUCCUUCCUAUAACUUGAUGCAUGUGGUUCCUCUCUGGCUGCUUUUUAGGCUGUUAUUGGUGGCUUUUCUGUGACAGAGGAUGUCUGGAACCUCAGAUGGUCAAAGAGAGGAGAACUCACAGGUCCAAAAGAAUCGUCCAGGAAGAUAUUGGACAGCAUGGGAGCCCUCUGAGGUUCCUGGGGAUUUCAUAGCAGAGCUUCUUGGUCCUCCUUCUCAAUGUGCUGGUCAU
Molecule: messenger RNA, 762 nt
Organism: Castor canadensis (American beaver)
Lineage: Eukaryota; Metazoa; Chordata; Mammalia; Rodentia; Castoridae
Product: calcitonin gene-related peptide 2
Biological process (GO): regulation of cytosolic calcium ion concentration; adenylate cyclase-activating G protein-coupled receptor signaling pathway
Cellular component (GO): extracellular region
Molecular function (GO): hormone activity; calcitonin receptor binding
Source: RefSeq, a predicted model, not a curated record